Trypanosoma theileri is the source of this 4785-nucleotide messenger RNA. RefSeq lists its product as uncharacterized. The transcript has a single exon. NCBI's taxonomy places the organism in Eukaryota, Euglenozoa, Kinetoplastea, Trypanosomatida, Trypanosomatidae. Gene Ontology annotation, cellular component: nucleolus. Gene Ontology annotation, biological process: maturation of LSU-rRNA from tricistronic rRNA transcript (SSU-rRNA, 5.8S rRNA, LSU-rRNA); maturation of 5.8S rRNA from tricistronic rRNA transcript (SSU-rRNA, 5.8S rRNA, LSU-rRNA). The record is from RefSeq and is a predicted model, not a curated record. The coding region runs from base 1 to 4785 and encodes 1594 amino acids.
AUGGCUUUGGUGGAGCCUUUGGUGGGUCAUCUUUUGUCAAGGUAUGCAGACACUGUCACUGAAGGGCUUGAAAAAAUUCGUGCUUGUGUAUUAGCAGACAGUUCUUUCGCAGUAGAGUUUAUGCUAAAUACACAGAGUUUUGUUGCUCUGCAAGAAUUGUUACAGAGACGUGAAUUGUGCGGCCCUGCAUUGCAGACAUUAACACAGGUUGUUGAAGCAUGUGAUAAUGUUGGGGUGCGUUCGAAUGUACUUCGUGCCAUGUGUCGUGGGAAGAAUUUUUGGGUUCUACGUAAGGCUUUGGAUACCCUAUCUGAUUCAACUUUGUUAACCACAAUGGCUGCUCUUCAGUUUCUUGCAGUAGUGGCGAAGUAUAUCCCCAAGGUUAUUCUUUCCCGUUUUGAGAAUACUGUUCCGUUGCAUUUAUCAUGCUUUCGUCUACAGUUACCUUAUUCGCAGCGUCGUGUUAGAUUGGCACGAACAGAAUUUCUGAUUAAUCUUGUGACAUCACCGCAGGCGAAUGCGGUGGAAAUUGUGGUCUGUGCACAUGGUUACCUUACGCAUCUUCUUGAAGAUGCAGCAGAACUGUUGCAAGAAGGUACAGAAGCAGGUGUAAAAGUUGCCCAAUCUGCUUUACGCGUGUUUGGUGAACAUUUUAUGGGAAGUCGUAUACCUUCUUCACAGAAGCGGUCUGUGCUUUUGUCACAGAAACAUAUUAUCCGUUUGCUUGUUAAAGCUAUUGAUCAUCCGCUGGUGUCAGAAUACGCUUCAAAUAUUUUAUACCGUAUGGUGGUGGAACUUGUAGAAUCACCUUCAGACUAUCAGGUGAUGCGUCUAGAUGCAGAGGAUAGAGGAAUGCCAAAUUAUUUACUUUUCUUUAUUUUAAGACAGUUGAGACCAAAGAGUUCUCCAGCAUCAGCACGACUGGUUACUUUUAUUUUACAUCAAGCUCCAGAUUUAAUUCGUCCAUAUUUUACACGUGUUUCUGGUCAUCUUAGUGAUGAUGGAAAUAGUUCACGUAUAUCUGCUUCAACUGCAGCAGUAGCUACAUUAAACUUAAUGACCCGUGCCAUGUUAGCACCAAUUCCAUAUCAUUUGGCAGCAGGUAAAGCAAUACUUCAACUAGUUGAAGUAAAGGCGGUAACUUUUUUCAAUAUGAGUGCCGAUCAUGUGGCUGAUGAAGUGUGUCCAGCGUGGGUGGCGGAGUAUGUGCAUCGUCUUAUUAUAGGAUCUAGUGAUCUUUUGAUGCUUUCUUUUGCUAUUCAGUUAACGCAUGCAAUCCUUACACGAGCCAAAACUAUUCAACAACUUGUGUUAAAAAUACAAAAUAAUCAUUUUGGGCAAGAUAAGAAUGAAAAUUUUCAAGAAGAUUGGGAAACGUUUAAUGCUAAGGUACAGGCAUCUCUUUUAAAAGCUGUUCCACGUCGUGAAGAGUUCUGGCACCGUAUGACACAACAGCUUCAUCCUCUUUUGACAUCAUCAUCUAAAAUAAAUGAAAAAAACAGUGAGAAACCAUCAGAUAAAAUUAUUUUUAUUUCACAACGUAUGUUCCUUUUAAUGGAAUUAUAUUCUGAUGUUUUUAAUCUUCGUAUGUCUUGGCUUAGUGCAGUUCCUUCGUUUCUUCCUACUUUUCGCGCUUGUGCACGUCCAAUUGAAGAUGCCCUUCGUCGAGGUGAAGGUGUUCUAACGUUGUGGCCAGCAUCCAGUGUUUCUGCUCUCUGUUCACUUCUGGUUUCUGCUCUUUCAAAUGGUGUUUCUAUGACGAAACUACAUCAUAUUACGAUGAGUAGUCCUAAAAAGAGUGUCUUGGAGUGGCCGUUGAUGCUUAGUUUAAUGCUUUGGGCUGUAAAACAUCGUGAUGUAAGAGAUGAGGAAUCUCAAAUGGCAUUAGCAUGGGUGGCACGAUUGGUCCAAUGGGUUGUUCAUAGUGUAACGGUACGAUUUGUAUGUGAAUUGGAAGAAACUUUUCUUUGGCUUUCUUAUCUUGAUGAAUCCACACUUCCCUGUUUUGUGCAUCUCAUCAAUUAUUUAUUACAGAGAAGUUUAUCUAAAUCUGCCGAUCGCAUCGCCCAGGAACUCAUGCAUGGAGAAACAGGUGUUAUUGUGUGUGCAGCUCGAGCCUUCGUAUCUAGAGGUGAGGAAAAACAUGGGGUGAAUGAAAAUAACAUGACCGCAACACGAGAAGGAGAAAUGGGAAAUAAAAAACAACAACAACAACAACAUCAGCAGCAGCAGCAGCAAAAACAAAGUCAUAAUAAACGUUUAAAUAAAGAUGAAUCUAAAGAAAUUGGAAAUGAAUUAUGGAAUGAUGAUUUGCGUGAAAAUAUAUCUUCUUUUAAAUCUGUAACGGAAAAGGUGGCACGUGAAUGGUCGCGUCGUAGUGAGUACAUACGGGAAAAACUUCCAGUUGUUUUUAAUACCAUCAACACUCAUUCUGGUAAACGUCAAAUUGCCCUAACAUUAUUGCAGGCAGAGAAAGAACACCGUGCUUUACGGCCUCUUCACGAUCAAGUACUUGAAUUCUGCAAAUCUCUACACCCUCCAACUCCAGCAGCGGAUCUUGAAGAAGAAUUGGAAUUACUUACAAUGGUUCGAAACAAUGCUAUAGGAGAUUUACUGCAGCGUUUUAGUAAAGAUUGUUCUCCCUCUUUGUGGUGUAGAUAUCCUACAUUAGGAUGGGAACUCGCAGGAUUUAUUUUGCGGGGUCUUAAGAGUGAAGAAGGUAAUCUCAAUACGAAUCAAGAUAAAGAAACCGUAGAGGAAGGGACAUGUGGUGGUAUUCUUGUUUUUAGUCAGUCGUUACUAAAACAUAUUGCUGAGGAUGCAAAUGCUGUUACUCAAGUCCUUCUUGAGAGUAAACAAAAUGAAGGGAAUACUCUUGGAUUUCUUUUAUGUAUUUUGAGUGCAAUGCGGGUUCUGCUUCAAGAACGAGACCGACUUUUCACCGUAAAGAAGAAAAAGAAUCAUCAAACAAUUUUAGAGGAUAAAAACCUCAAGGCCAUUUCAGAGAUUCUUCUUUGUACGUAUACAGGAUCUGUCUCUACGACAGAUCGAAUACGGUAUGCUACAUUAUUGACUAUGUCUUAUCUAAAACAAGAGAAACAUCAAGAAGAAAAACAACAACAACAACAACAACAACAACAACAACAAGAAGAAGAAGAAGAACUACAAGAAAAAUCUAAUAAGAAUGGAGAACCGUUAACUCUUGCAGAAGGUGUAGAUGAUAUUGAUAGUAGUGAAAAGGAAGAUGAAGGAAAAGAAAAGGAAGAAUCUGAUAAUGAAAAGGGAGAGUUACGUAAACAGAGCAUUAUGCGAGUCUUCAGUGGUGUAUUGGUUCCAUCUUCUAUUAUGGAUCACCGUUUUCUUAUCAUGAAUCAUCAAUGUACGCCUAAUGUUGUCCCGGAGGUGGAUAUGCUCUCAUUACUUGUGGAUACAUGGACAGAUGAAGAAGUGACAGCAACAGCAUUACAAUCUCCUGCACGAUUAAAUAAUACCAUCUUAAUAAGUGGAAAGGAUCAUGCUGGUUGGGAUAUAUUACGAAGUAUAUUUCCAGAAUUUUCUACACAUGAUGAUAUCUCUUUGGCUUCCUUUGAUGCCCUCACUAGAGAAAGUAUCAUGGAUCCACGUUAUUUAGUACCGUUACUGCAUACUGUACUAGCCAUGCCAGCAGAGCAGUUAUCUCGCCGUAAUAUUGGUACAAAGUGUAUACCAGUGCUACUUCGUUCACUUUCCUUUACGGAUCCACAUAUACGCCGGUUAGGAGCCGCAGCCCUUGCCGCUGUGUGGACACCAAGUGGACCAACUCGCAUUGUAGUGGGAUUUGCUCGAUUAAAACUCACACAAUUGGCUACAAAGAAGAUGCGUCCAUCAUCGCAACAACAGCAACAACAACGAGAAGAGAAAGAAAAGGAAUCUUUAUGGAAUUGUCCAAGACUUCCUGCGCCUCUCUCUGCUUUUCUGGUAAUGGCAUUACGACCUCUCGGAGAUGUCAACUAUCCGCUUCAUAAUGAUAUUAUGCGAUUCUUAUUAGAAACUCAGGAGGCUCUAUCAAAUCCUGUUCCACUUCAUCGUUUCCUCGUUUCAUUUCCUCUCGCAUGUAUUACAACUCCUUUAAUGAUUAGACGUCAUGAAACGACACAAAUUAAAGAAAAGAGUACAAUUGCUGCUUCUUCUGCAGAAGAAGUCAUUCGACAAUUACGCUCUGAAGCACCUUUACAUUUGAAUUUUAUUAUUCAAUUAAUUCAACAUGCCUGUCAUACAAAUGGUGAUAUGAUGGCUCUUAUUCAUUCAGAAUCUCUACAUUCAAUGAUGAUGAUCACAUCUAUGCUUGCUGCUUCAGAUGAAAUACGUUUAAAGUUUCUACAUUGUAUACAUCAUGUCUGUACCACUUCAGCUGCUGUGGCUCGACAGUCUAUGGAAGAGGGACACAUAUUAUCAUGGCUUCUUGGUUUUGCCAAUCAACUUACAAUGGAAUAUGGAUCAUCUGUACAUUUGUAUGGUGAGCCACUCUUUAUGGAGGUAAUUCGUCUUCUGCGUAAACUCUGUCCUCUUACUCUUAUUUCACCUCUUCAGGCUUUACAAGUUCAACAACAAUUGGAACAUAUGCGUAGUGUAUUUUCUGUAAACCGGGUGACAACGAAAGUAGUACUGGAGGCCGUAGAUGAUAUUCUGCAGGAAAUGCAAAAGAGAACUCAACACUCAUCAAGACCACCACCACCACAACAACAACGAAAAAGGCGAGCAGGACAAAGUUUAGGCCGCCCGGCAACAAAGACGAGACGACGAUGA